Lachancea mirantina is the source of this 846-nucleotide messenger RNA. Lineage: Eukaryota; Fungi; Ascomycota; Saccharomycetes; Saccharomycetales; Saccharomycetaceae. The record is from the annotation of a GenBank genome assembly.
AUGCUCAGAUUCCUGAAAAUGCUCGUUGGUGGUGUCUUUAGCUUGUCGGCUAUCUCUAUGGCGACGCUAUAUGCGUAUCAAAACAAGUUGGUGUAUCCCAGUUGGGCGCAAGGUGCCCGAAAUCAUGUGGAUACACCUGAUCACUAUAAUCUCCCUUUCGUUGAGCGGAAGCUUAUGACUCAAGAUGGAGUCCAGAUACGCGCGUUUGACAUUCGCAAUGAAAACUCCACGUCUACUUGGCUCAUCUUGUGCCCUAAUGCCGGAAACAUGGGCUACUUCUUGCCAGUAGUAGAGUUUAUUUACCGCCGUUUCAACUGCAGUGUGUUUAUUUACUCUUAUCGAGGCUACGGCUAUUCAGAGGGCAACCCCUCGGAGACAGGGUUGAAACUCGAUGCAGACUGCGUCAUGAGCUUUUUGCAACAGGACGAUUUUUACAAGACUCAAAAGCUCGUACUGUUUGGAAGAUCAUUGGGAGGCGCAAAUGCCAUUUAUAUUGCCCGCAAGUAUCCACACCUGUGCGAUGCGCUCAUUCUUGAAAACACUUUUUUGUCUAUCAGGAAGGUAAUACCGCAUGUUUUCCCUUUCCUCAGAUAUUUUGCCAGUUUCUGUCAUGAAGUAUGGAAUUCGGAACAGGAAAUCAAGAAGAUAGAUCCCACAUUACCUGGUCUUUUCCUCUCUGGGAGGAAAGACGAGAUCGUGCCUCCACAGCACAUGGAAAGACUUUACGCAUUAUACCCCUCAGAACACAAGUCACUCAUAGAGUUCCGACUCGGGCACCAUAAUGAUACAAUUGUUCAGGAUGGCUAUUGGGAUGCAGUUUCUCUGUUCCUCGAUAAAUAUUUAUAA